AGUGACAAUGUGGUUAUUAACUAUGUUUAUAGUUUUGUUAUAUUCUUUUUAUAAGAUUACAUUUCCUGGCCGAUCACGGCUCUAUCCCCCAGGUCCUUGUUCGUUACCAAUAAUAGGAAACCUCAUUUCCGUUUGGAUCGGUUUGAGAAAGCUGAAAUAUCACCACAGUCUUUGGCAAUCAUGGGCGAAAAUCUACGGAGACAUAGUGGGUCUGCAGUUAGGCUCUAUGAAUGUUGUUGUGGUGUUUGGAAAAGAUUUGAUCAAGGAAGUUUCUUCAAGAGAUGUGUUCGAGGGGAGGCCGGAUGGGUUGUUUUAUAUGAUACGGUCGUUUGGCAAGAAAUUAGGAGUAGUAUUUUCGGACGGACAAUGCUGGAAGUCGACGCGUGGAGUACUCCUCAAGUAUUUGAAAGGUUUUGGUUACGGCACCCGCUCCAUGGAGGCAUACAUAGCAGAGGAGUGCGCGGAUCUCGUCAAGCUACUCUCAAGCACGCGUCAGCCUGUCAUAGUCAACGAUUUGUUCGACAUUUCUAUAGUCAAUAUUCUAUGGCGACUUGUAGCUGGUACAAGAUACGAUUUGAAAGACAUCCGUUUAAAGAAGUUAUGCCAUAUGAUCAAGCGGGCAUUUAAAGUUGUGGACAUGAGUGGCGGCGUGAUGAACUUCAUGCCUUUUCUUCGGCAUAUCAUUCCUGGCGCCAUUGGAUAUACGGAGCUGAAUGAUCUCCACGAGACUCUGUACUCGUUUAUAAAGGAAACUAUAAAAGAGCACGAGACAAACAUCGUUACAAAAGACCCGAGAGACGUCAUCGACGCCUUCCUGAUUGAAUCCAUAGAAAACAAGGCUGAUGCAAUUUCAGAAGAAGAACUGCAAGUGGUGUGCCUUGAUAUGCUAGAAGCUGGAAUGGAGACCGUGGGUAACACGGCCGUGUUUAUGCUUCUGCACGUCGCUCUGAAUCCACACGUGCAAGCGCGUCUUAGACAAGAGAUUGACGAUGUAGUCGGCCCAAAACGAUCGCCGGCGUUGGGUGAUAGAGCAAGAAUGCUGUACACCGAGGCAGUGAUCAUGGAAACCCUCCGCAUCUCAAGUGUGGCCCCAGUGGGCAUCCCCCACAUGGCGCGGGAAAAAACGCAACUCAAGAAUUAUGUCAUCCCUAAGGGUACACUAAUCUUACUGGCUCUACACGAUCUCCACAACGGCUCUCACUGGACGGAUCCUCACGAGUUCAGACCCGAAAGAUUUCUCACCAAAGAAGGGAAUCUCGUACAGGACGAGUGGCUAAUGCCCUUCGGGACAGGUAAACGACGUUGCAUUGGCGAAGGUCUGGCCCGCUCCGAACUCUUCAUGUUCCUGACCUACCUACUGCAGAGCUUCACUUUAGUAAUACCAGAAGGCGACCGUACACCUUCUACGGAACCGGUCAACGGAGUGACACUAUCGGCGGAACCCUUUAGGCUCAUAUUUAGGCUGAGACGAUAGAGUU
Molecule: messenger RNA, 1478 nt
Organism: Cydia fagiglandana
Lineage: Eukaryota; Metazoa; Arthropoda; Insecta; Lepidoptera; Tortricidae
Gene: P450
Product: farnesoate epoxidase-like
Exons: 9
Coding region: 8-1474 (488 amino acids)
Biological process (GO): xenobiotic metabolic process
Cellular component (GO): cytoplasm; intracellular membrane-bounded organelle
Molecular function (GO): oxidoreductase activity, acting on paired donors, with incorporation or reduction of molecular oxygen, reduced flavin or flavoprotein as one donor, and incorporation of one atom of oxygen; iron ion binding; heme binding
Source: RefSeq, a predicted model, not a curated record